UGCAUCAAGGCAUCAAAUAAAGCACCGCAGCGCCGCUGAAAGGUUUAAAAAACACAGCAUGGAACAGCUUUAAAAUGCUCCACUACUGCAAAACAUGGCCCAUAUAAAAACUAGAAUAGAAGAUAGCCCAUAUAAAUUCAUAUUCUUCUCAUGUGCUUUACUGUAAAUGGGGAGAGAUCGCUGAAAUGAACCGAAUAUGAAGAUUAACUAAAGCAACCUAAACAUGACAAACAGCAGGCUUGAGACAUGGAAGAUCAGUGUGGAUGCAAGAGCUCAGGGAUUUCAUCUUAGAUUGAGAGUUAGCAAUGCCUUCAAUAAAGGGUGGUUUAAUCGAAAGAAAUCUAAGCUUUUUCAAUUGUCUCUAAGGGCAAAUAUAUACGGUGGCCUUCUGAGGAUCAAGGCUGCAGCUAGUAGAUUAUUGGGUACAUUGGGAGACCAAAGUCUUAACUGGAAGAACGUGAAAUGGAUUGGAGAAUUUAGUUUCAAAAAGAAAUCCUUUAGGAUUAAAGGAUGCUAUGUUGAUCCAACAACCAGACCUAACCACAGAAACACUUCAUGUUGUUUUUACAAAUCGUGCAAUCCUUCAUAUGGUCGAUCCUUCAGGAACAUUAUCGUUACACAGAAGAAGUCUGUCCAUGAGAGUCACAACGAUAAUUCUUAUCCGAAGUUCUGGGAGGCACAGCUUACAUCUCUCAUGGGCAAUUUGUCCCUACUUUCCUAUUUUGUGAACAAGAGGGAGAGAGGAGCCAGCAUAGUCCAGGCAGCAGGCGUGUUAACCACACUCAUUGUGCUGUUGCAAUUAGCUAUAGCAGGGGCUAUGCCCUUACUCGUUUUUUGUGCCACUGCAGCAGCAUGUUUGAUAGGGUUUGCCGUGAAUUCAUUAAAUUAUACAAAUUUUAUUAGUGAUGGUGCUUGGAAAGUCUGGACAGAUAUUCUGGGCGUAGGAGGCAUGUAUGUGCUUACACAGGUGGUUUGGUUGACUUUUGUCCCCCGUCUCCCCAGGAGUAAAUUGCCUGGAAUAAUUGCUGCUGCACUACUGCUGGUCUUUAUAGAAUUGGCGAAUUGGGGAUGGCUACCAGCUGCGUUACUGAGUAUCUUAGAAGGAAUUUCAGGAUGGAUAGCAACACUUCUUUUCAUUUGGUCUCCUGUGUCCCAAUUGUAUUCAAACAUAAGGAAUCCUGCGAACCUCCAUGGGCUCUCAGUCUUUACAAUUCUACUUGCUCUUGUUGGAAAUGGAAUGCUUAUACCUCGUGCACUAUUCAUACGGGAUAUGAUGUGGUUCACUGGUAGUUCUUGGGGUUCUAUAGUACAAGGCUGGGCUAUACUACUAAGCAUGUACCUAAAUAAGGCAGCAAAUAGUUUUUUGUUUUGGGGAGUGACGUGCGGCUUCAUACUGUGGCUAGGUGCAAUUGCUCUCAAGGACAUGCAUGCUUAUUCGUUAAGCAAUCCACUUGAUCCAUUCAUAGAAUUACUUCAAGGCAAGAGAAAAUACGAAAUUUCUAAGUGAUUAUAUCAUGUUGAUAGUAGAUCAUCGAUUGUAUUUUGUAUAAAGUGUACAUACAACCUUUUUUAUCUCUCCAUUUUCAAAUAUCUUCAAAGGAUUUUGACUAUUUUAAAAGAUUUGGAAUACAUAAUUUUAUGUUAGAGUCUAUUUUAAAAUUUUAAUUUUGUAUUACAA
Cryptomeria japonica (Japanese cedar) is the source of this 1678-nucleotide messenger RNA. Its product is annotated as maltose excess protein 1-like, chloroplastic. Gene Ontology annotation, molecular function: maltose transmembrane transporter activity. NCBI's taxonomy places the organism in Eukaryota, Viridiplantae, Streptophyta, Pinopsida, Cupressales, Cupressaceae. Bases 224 to 1507 code for a protein of 427 amino acids. The record is from RefSeq and is a predicted model, not a curated record. The transcript is spliced from 8 exons. Gene Ontology annotation, cellular component: chloroplast envelope.